Monopterus albus (swamp eel) is the source of this 2378-nucleotide messenger RNA. RefSeq names its product proteolipid protein 2b (gene plp2b). Lineage: Eukaryota; Metazoa; Chordata; Actinopteri; Synbranchiformes; Synbranchidae. Gene Ontology annotation, cellular component: membrane. The record is from RefSeq and is a predicted model, not a curated record. The transcript is spliced from 5 exons. Bases 383 to 847 code for a protein of 154 amino acids.
GAGUCCAGCGGUGCCAGCGCGCGCCCACAGCAGCCACCCCGCCACGGAGAAGUGGAAGCCAACGCCCAACUGUCGGCUCCUCCGCUAUUCCCUCCCUCCUCGGAUAGAGAGCAAACUCUCAGCAGGGCUGCUACCGUCGCGACAGCUUAACCACAGUAUUUCACGAAGACUACUUUUCAUGCGGAACUUCAUUCAGAGGUGGAAAACCUAGCUUUAGUCGGGGAACAGGUGUGGGAUAGCCGUCAGUACUGAGGCAGUAAAAUAUAUAUUUCCGUCGACGCUCAAGACAAGUUUGCUUAUUCAAACGCUGUUCGUCAUUUUCUGGCGAUAAGAAUCUACCGAGCACGAUCUCAGUGUAAUAAGUUAGUUACUUAGUUGUAGAAUGGCUGAUACAAACACGUCCAGCUCUGCUGCCAACUGCGUGGAGAAGCUAAAAAGUUACGUGAAGACUCAGAAAGGGCUCAUCCUCGCUGCAGAAAUACUCAUCAGUUUCAUCAUCAUCAUCUGCUAUGCUGCGUCUCGGUACGGAGGCUACUCUGCUGUGGCCAUCUGCGAGAUGAUCUUCGCUAUAGUCUUCUUCGUCAUCUUCAUGAUGGAGCUGGAUAAGCAGAUCCAAGUGAUCAACUGGGUCUGGAGUGACCUUUUCCGUGCUGGCAUUGGUGCUGCUCUUUACAUCAUCACUUCUCUGAUCUGUGUCAUCGGAGGAGCCGGGGAUGGCGCUCGAAUCGCAGGAGGGGUAUUUGGUUUGAUCGCUGGUAUCUUGUUUGCCUAUGACACCUACACCAUCUUCAUGCAAAUCAAGAGCACUAGGCAGCACACGGGAGCUCCUACCGAUGACACCGUUUAAACACUCCAAGACAUGUAUACCUCUGUCAAGACUGGAGCAGAACGUGAGGACAGCUGUGCAGAGGUUAACAGAAGAGUGGAGCGCAGAGGAUUAUAGACAGUGAAAUGAACAGGUCACAUUUUAUUCAAGACCACUGUAUGUGUGAACAGUUGAGAGAUUUGUUUUAGGGACACAUUUGAGAGGAGGGAGACAUAGCCAGAGUGAGUGGUACUGUACAUCUGUGUCUGCAUGUCAGACAGUACUGUCUACUGCAUGAGGAAUUACUUUCACAAACCUUGCCACCAACCUCAAUGUACCACUGAUUAAAAAGGGAAAUAACAGGCAAUGUACCCAACCGGUCAAAAAUUUGAGAGCACCUCCACUUUUCCAGUUGUUAUUGGUGUAAUUCACUGGUGGAAUUCUUUGUAUGAAUUAAAUCAAAUGUUGCUGAGACAGACAGCACUGCUGCAGACGUUCCCACAGGUUCGUUGCACUUGUAGGUAGCUUUGCUUUUACUCUUCAUCAGGAAAGCCUGGACACUGUGCUGCCCCUCCAGCAUUUGAAUCCGACUGGUUAAUUUCUUGUACACAGCCUUUUUUCCUGAAAUCUUGAAAAGGUCUGACUGCCUUUGUUAGUCACCUUUUACCAAAUGAUGCUUCGCAGGGAGUAGUAACAGUCUUUUCCAGCACUGCCUUUGUACAGAUAGAAUUUGUUAUCAUAAGUAAUCAUCAAAAGUUGGGACACCUGUAGGAACUUUUUGCAUCAGUUGUCAAGACUUCAUUUCCUUUCCUUGUGGCAGAGAAUACAUAAGUUAACUAGGGCUGCCCCCUAAAAGUCGACUACUCGAAUCAUUAGUCGAGUUGACUGAGACUCUUAUAGGCGAACCUUUGUUUUUAUUUUUUGUUAGCCAGUGUGCAUUACAAUAGAAAGCAGCCCCAGCCCCCGUUAGUUUGUCAUCUCCUCAUUUUGGUGUGCCAAGCAGCAGUUUGCUCAGUACUUACCCCCGUGGUCUGGGGGGGAUACCUACUUCAACGGUGACACUGUGCGAUGCAUGGAUGUAUAAGGUCCAACAGCACUAUUUAGCAAACUGCUGCUGCUAUAGGUGCAUCGGGUUUGUAGUGUAGCGCACAACCAUUUAUCUUAUGUUUCUGCAACAUGCAUCCGUCUGAACGGGACCAGGAAGCUAGCAAAAAUGCACUGGGAAGACAUUUCAAUGAGGAAUUAUAAGACAAGGGAAUCAUAAGUAUGUAUUCUUUAGCAGUGCAAGUUGGCACACAUCAAACGUAACAACAUGCCCUAUGGUUAACUGAAAAGAAAAACAGCUUGUUGGUACACUGUGAUAUAACCAUGUCUCAGAAGAAAGAACUGCCUAUAAGAGCUUUGUUUCAACAGGAAUACACGUGUGCUGCCUGUCUCGUUAUUCCAACAAAUCCAUAUGGCAGCCUGACAUUAUAUGUCAUAAAUUUAAAAAGGUUGCGGUUUAAAUCUUGCAUUAUAUGCAAACUGUCCUUUAUCGAUUUAUAAAUACUCAGAAAUAUGUUCCUGUCACUCU